UUCCCUGCUCGCCAAGUAACUCGCACUUGGUGUCCCCGGAUCCAUAAGGACAAGUCUCGGCUCUGUUGGCCCCUUGCUUCUUGUCCUAAUUAAUAUACCAGGCCAUUAUUUCAAAAAUAUCUCCAUCUCAUCCUAUCACACAUCCACCGUCUUCGCUCAAAAAGCACAGAAAAUGCUGAACCAAAAUGAAUAAUGCGCAUUAAACAAGAGCCAUAUGAAAUUCAGUGCCGACACUAAGGGCAGAUAUUAUCUUUGUCAUCAUCCUAAUCGCACCACACACGUAGCUCUCACUACACAGCCCAGCACCUCCUUGCCUAUAAAGAUAUGUAGCUUCUUCCAUCCCUGUGCCACGGACUCACUACGGUUCUGAAGCCAAAAAGAUCUGAAAAACAAAGCAAAGAAUCUGUCCAAUGGCAGAGGGCAAAGACUCCGGCGACCUUUUCUCCAGCAGCAAGCUAGUCGCGGACGCUGCCGCGUCGGUGUUCCAGCAUAAGAACGCAUACAACAUUGACAAAAAGGAGAUCGCCGGAGCAGCUGCAGAUAUCCUGCACGCGGCGUCCUCUUACGGCAAGUUGGAGGACAGGCCGGCCGGGCAGUACAUCAAAAAAGCCGAGGACUACCUGCAGAAUUUCAGCUCUGGUCCGACCGCUGGCGUUGAGAAGCCUGCAGGCGACUCCCCAGCCCCUGCCCCCUCAGACGACGCGCCGAAGCAUGCUGAGCCGGCGGAGGCGCCCAAGGAACCGGAGCCUGUACCUGCCGCGAAGGAAGGCGAGUCCGAGGGGUUCAGACUGGACGACGUCGUGAAGGGCGCUGAGCAGCUGGUGGAGAAGCAGGGCGGCGAAGGCGGGAGCGCCGGCGCCGGUGGGCUGUUUGAGAUGGCCGAGGGGUUCCUGAAGUAGAGCUCACAUGCAUGCACCCACUGCUUUCAGCUGUCGUAAUCUGCAUGCUUAUCUUUGGUGUGUUUGCUAUGUAAUUAACUGCUAAUAAAACCACGUUUGUUUCCAUCCAGUCGGUGUGGUCAAUGGAGAAAGCGUUAUUGUCCUGUACAUGUUCGCAAUGUUUGUAGCGACUUGUCAUUAAAACAUGAAAAAGAUACUGGUGCUUUUGUUGGUGGUUGGCGAAUUUA
Panicum virgatum (switchgrass) is the source of this 1126-nucleotide messenger RNA. Its product is annotated as nodulin-related protein 1-like. The record is from RefSeq and is a predicted model, not a curated record. The coding region runs from base 411 to 899 and encodes 162 amino acids. Lineage: Eukaryota; Viridiplantae; Streptophyta; Magnoliopsida; Poales; Poaceae. Gene Ontology annotation, biological process: response to heat; regulation of abscisic acid biosynthetic process. The transcript is spliced from 2 exons.